CUUGGAAGAUUUAGCUAAAACAUAAAUUAGGGCCGCAAACUGCACAUCCCAUAACAAAAUCAAUCUGAGUUUUGUGAAAUCAAAACCAUUUUCAUUCAAAUAAAUAAAUAAUUCUCUAUGCCAUUCUCAAUCUCAAUCAAACCCUCCGCCGAACUUACACCCUUAAUCCCCAAAUUUCCUCCAAAUUUCCGAUUGUCUUCUCCCAAUUCCACCACUACCACCGCCACCGUCUCUAUGAGGGGCCUCAUCUCUAGCGCCAAACUCUUUGCCAACGCCGCCAUUAGGAACAAAAUUCCCUUGUUGUCGAACCCGUCGAUGAGGGCCACUCGUGCUUACAGUCUGAUUCCAAUGGUGAUAGAGCACUCUUCUCGCGGAGAGAGAGCUUACGAUAUCUUCUCCAGGCUUCUAAAGGAGCGAAUUGUUUGCAUCAAUGGUCCAAUUAACGAUGACACGGCUCAUGUCGUGGUUGCUCAGCUUCUCUUUCUCGAGUCUGAGAACCCUUCCAAACCCAUCUACAUGUACCUCAAUUCCCCCGGCGGCCAAGUCACUGCUGGUCUUGCUAUUUAUGAUACAAUGCAGUAUAUAAGGUCUCCAAUCAAUACCAUCUGUUUAGGUCAAGCUGCAUCCAUGGCUUCUCUGCUUUUGGCUGCAGGCACCAAGGGUGAGAGGAAGUCACUUCCUAAUGCAACUAUUAUGAUUCACCAGCCAUCAGGUGGGUACAGUGGGCAGGCGAAGGACAUGACCAUUCACACCAAGCAGAUAGUUCGAGUUUGGGAUUCACUCAAUCAAUUAUACUCAAAGCAUACAGGGCAAUCAAUAGAUGUAAUUCAGAAGAAUAUGGAUAGAGAUUAUUUUAUGACCCCAGAAGAGGCAAAGGACUUUGGAAUUAUUGAUGAAGUGAUUGAUCAAAGGCCAAUGGCGCUGGUGACUGAUGCUGUUGGUGAUGAAGGUAAACAAAAGGAUUCCAAAUAGAAUUAGAGGGUGAGAUCCUAGUGGGAAAGUUUCCCUGUUUUGAAUUUUGCAUCGACUUUUCUUGAUCAAUCUAUCUGAUUACUAAAUAUCUGGAUUUUGUUGAUUACCAGACAUUAUGUCUGGUUGUUUAUGGGAUAUCAUGUUAUUUAUUUCCUUGCGGAAUUAAUAUUUCAUAGGGCUUGUUAUGCAUUUGGUGACUCGUCGUAUCGACUAUACCCAUUCAUCUUGCAUGGAAAUAUUAUGUAAGUCAUUAUGAAAUCAUUUCAUAUAUUCAUACAACUUUCUUUUUCUUUUGCA
Molecule: messenger RNA, 1269 nt
Organism: Hevea brasiliensis (rubber tree)
Lineage: Eukaryota; Viridiplantae; Streptophyta; Magnoliopsida; Malpighiales; Euphorbiaceae
Product: ATP-dependent Clp protease proteolytic subunit 2, mitochondrial
Exons: 2
Coding region: 118-972 (284 amino acids)
Biological process (GO): protein quality control for misfolded or incompletely synthesized proteins
Cellular component (GO): endopeptidase Clp complex
Molecular function (GO): ATPase binding; ATP-dependent peptidase activity; serine-type endopeptidase activity
Source: RefSeq, a predicted model, not a curated record